AUGCCCCACAGCCCAGCUUCCAGCGAGGAUGAGCGGCGGAGCGUUCCCGAGUAUCCCGGGGAGUCUGACAGCGACAGCUCCGGGGAGGAGACCCUCCGAGGCGGCUGCAACAUCAGCAGCGUCCCGGUCCCGAAGCCCAGAGACAGGAGCAUCGACGCCGACUUCAGCAUGAUGGUCUUUCGCAUUGGCAUCCCAGACCUACAGCAGACGAAAUGCCUACGAUUUAAUCCUGAUGCCACGAUUUGGGUUGCUAAGCAACAGGUACUGUGUACGUUAAACGAGAGCCUGAAGGACGUGCUAAAUUAUGGCUUGUUCCAGCCUGCCACCAAUGGACGAGACGCCAAGUUUCUGAAUGAGGAGAAGCUGCUACGGGAAUACCCACAGUCCUUUGAGAAGGGGGUGCCUUAUCUGGAGUUUCGUUACAAGACGAGGGUUUACAAACAGACAAACCUAGAUGAGAAGCAGCUGGGGAAACUACACACAAAGGCCAGUUUGAAGAAGUUUUUCGAAUAUGUCCAACACGGCUCAGUUGAAAAGAUGCUUAAACUCUUGGAUAAAGGGCUGGAUCCCAACUACCAUGAUGCAGAAACUGGAGAAGUGCCAUUGACUCUGUCCGCGCAGCUGGAUAACUGCUCAGAUGUGAUCCGCGUGCUGUGUCUGGGAGGAGCGCACAUUGACUUUCGAGCACGGGACGGCAUGACAGCUCUCCACAAGGCUGCAAUAACCAGGAACUACAAUGGAGUCUUGACGCUGCUGGAGUUAGGAGCCUCCCCAAAUUACAAGGAUCGUCGGGCAUUGACGCCACUGUACCACACAGCCAUCGUGGGAGGAGACACCAGCUGCUGUGAACUCUUGCUGUACAACCGAGCUCAGAUUGGCUUCGCUGAUGAGAAUGGCUGGCAAGAAAUCCACCAGGCCUGCCACCAUGGUCACGCACAACACCUGGAACAUCUGUUAUUCUACGGAGCAGAAAUCAACAGCUUGAACGCUUCAGGGAACACGGCGCUACACCUGUGUGCUCUCUACAACAGGGAUAGCUGCACUCGCAUUCUGCUUUACCGCGGAGCUAACAAAGACAUGAAAAACAACAACCGACAGACAUCCUUCCAGGUUGCCAUUAUUGCAGGAAACUUCGAGCUGGGCGAGUUCAUCAAGAAUCACAAAGACUCGGACAUUGUUCCGUUUAAGGAAACGCCAAGCUACACCCCCCAGAGGAGGGAUGGACACAACACACUCACCAUCCCGCACAUGCUCCAGCGCUCCAGCAGCGACAACAACCUCAACAUUCCCGAGUGGCUCUCCUUCUCGGCCAGCCAGGCUCCCAGGAACCCCAACGGCACGCUGCGGAGCGUCAGCAACCCCCGGGGAGGCCGCAGCCGCUCCCCUUCCCGCAGCCGGCAGGGUGAGGACCCCAAGAAACAGCGUGGCCGCCUCAGCUCCGCAGUCAGUAACGCGGCUGGAACACUGGGCUGGAGGCCGAAACGCAAGCUGUACAGUGCUGUACCUGGCAGGGUGUUUGUGGUGGUGAAAUCGUACCAGCCACAGGGAGACGAUGAAAUUCAACUCAACAAGGGUGAAAAAGUCAAAGUCCUCAGUGUCGGGGAAGGAGGAUUCUGGGAAGGGACUGUCAAAGGUCGGACGGGCUGGUUCCCUGCAGAGAAUGUGGAGGAGGUCCCAAACAAACCCCAGGACAGCAAACAUGAGAGUCGGAGUGAGAAGGCAAAGAGGUUAUUUCGACACUACACAGUGGGCUCCUACGAUAGUUUCGAUGCCCCAAGUGACUACAUCAUUAAAGAAAAAACAGUCCUACUGCAGAAAAAGGACAGUGAAGGAUUUGGAUUUGUGCUUCGAGGGGCGAAAGCCCAGACACCGAUUGAGGAGUUCACCCCGACACCAGCCUUCCCUGCACUUCAGUAUCUUGAGUCAGUGGACGAGGGCGGAGUGGCUUGGAGGGCAGGUCUACGGAUGGGCGACUUCCUGAUCGAGGUCAACGGGCAAAACGUGGUGAAGGUGGGGCACCGGCAGGUGGUGAACAUGAUCCGGCAGGGCGGCAAUAACCUCAUGCUCAAGGUCGUCAUGGUAACCCGCAAUCCCGACAUGGAGGAAGCUUCCAGGAAGAAAGUCACGACGCAGACGAAGCGGCUCACUCCGCCGGCCAUCGCCCUGCGCUCGAAAUCCAUGACCUCUGAACUUGAGGACCUCGCCUCCCCCUGGAACAAGAAGGCCGAUUAUGAGCCCCAGCAGUCCACCGAGAAGAGGCGGAAGGUUUAUCAAAUGGCAUUAAACAGGUUGGACGAGAUUCUGGCCGCAGCCCAACAAUCCAUCGCGAACGAGAGUGCCAGCGCUCAGGCCAAUGUGCCAAAGCCACGGACAGCAGCCAGGACUUUCUACAGUGCAGAGCCGCUGUAUGACCAACAGGGGAUGACAGCAAUGGGCCAAUCAGUCAGCUUCGACCGGCCGUACCUGGCUGCACAACAAGGCAUCAUGCGCCAGAAAUCAAUGGGUGCCCCUGAAGAGGAGAAGCAAUUCCUAGUGCCCCCCUCCUUUAAGUUUGCUCGCAGCCUGUCUGUUCCGAGUGCGGAUGACAUCCCCCCGCCCCCCACCACCGCCCCCCCUGACCCUCCCUUCAACCUGCCCCAGCCCCGCUCGGGCCUGCGGCACGACCUGGCGGAGCCGCAGGUCAAGGGGGAGGGGAAGGACCGGCACAAGCGUGAGAAGGCCACGAUGUACCGGCAGGAGUCGGAGCCGCCGGCGGACGAGCGGGCCCGACUCUCGGCCGGCGGCUCCUCCUCCUCCUCGUCCGCCUCGCAGCCGAGCGCCAGGGGCAGGCGGGGCCAGGCCGCCGAGGGUCGCUACGGCAACGCCACCGCCCGGGUGGUCAACACGGCCAUGUACGUGCCGGCUAAGCCCGUGCGGAGGAAGGGGCUGCUGGUCAAGCAGUCGAAGGUGGAGGACGAGCAGCAGCAGCAGCAGCAGCAGCAGCAGCAGCAACAAGACAAGACCUGCUCCAUCCCCAUCCCCACCAUCAUCAUCAAGGCCCCAUCCACCAGCAGCAGCGGGAGGAGCAGCCAAGGCAGCAGCAUGGAGGCCGAGGCCGGGGCCGAGCCGCUGCAGGCCCGGGAGAGCCUGGACUUCACCAGCCAGUUCGGGGCGGCCAUCGUCGGGGCCGCCCGCCGCGACCGGGAGCGCUACAUGGAGGCCCGCCGCAAGUCGGCCGUCUUCCUGUCGACGGACGUGGCGGAGGAGGAGUCGGAGAGCCCGCCGCACCUCACCCACUCCAAAUCCAUCGACGAGGGCAUGUUCCACCACGCCGAGACCUUCAUGAACAUCAUGGUGUCGGCCGGCCGGGGGGCCGGCGGCGGCGGCGUCGGCGUCGGCGUCAGCGGAGGGGGCGGGACCUUCAUCCACCCGCUGACCGGCAAGGUGCUGGACCCGGAGUCGCCGCUGGGCCUGGCCCUGGCCGCCCGCGAGCGCUCGCUCAAGGAGCAGCCGAGAAGCAGCGGCGGCGGCGGCGGCGACGCCUCGGGCUCGGGCCCGGCCGAGGCGCCCGGCGGUCACACCGGGCCCAGGCCGCGGGGGACGGCGGGGGCCCCGGCCGGCCGGCGAAAGGACGCCCGGCCUCCCCCCAGGCCGCAGGACCCCCACGCCCAGGAGGCGGGCCGCCCCUGGGCGCCGGGGCCCGAGGGCGAGGGCGAGGGGGAGGGGCAGGCCGAGCUCCGGGUGCGCUUUGCGGAGAACUCCCACCCGCCCGGCCAGGACGGGCCGCUGACCCCUGCCCCGCCCGCGCCCGCGCCCGCCAAGCCCCCCGACCCCGAGGCCCUGCCCCUGACCAUCCUCCCCCCGCCCGCCCCCUCCGUCGACGCCGAGGAGGAGUUCGUCUUCAGCGACCCCCUGCCCCCUCCGCUGGAGUUCUCCAACAGCUUCGACAGCUCCGAGGCGCCCCCUCCCCCUCCUCACCGCCCCCCCCCUCCCCCUCCCCCUCCCCCACCGCCGCCCCCACCCCCACCGCCACCCCCACCACCACCCCCACCGCCCUCCUCCGCCCCCGAAGCGGGCAGCCUGCCCACCGUGGACUCGACGGGCUCCAGCCUGACCUCGUACGACAGCGAGGUGGCCAACCUGACGCAGACCCCCAAGGAGAACCACCUCCACUGCGCGGCCGAGGGGGCGGCCGGCGGCCGCACCCCCUCGGCUGAGGCUUUCCUGGACAACGUGGGCGACUCGGGCAUUGAGGAGGUGGACAGCCGGAGCGGGAGUGACCACCACCUGGAGACCAUCAGCAGCGUCUCCACCUUCUCCAGCCUCUCGGGCCUGUCCUCGGAGGGCAGCGAGCUGCUGGACACCUACAUCGCUUACCUGGACGGGCACGUCUUCGGCUCCGACAAGCCCCCGUUCGCCUCCCGGGUGCGGUCCCGGCCUUUGAUGGGCAGGGGGCCGGGGCCGGGGCCGGGGCCGGGGCCGGGCCCCCUGAGGGAUCCCACCGCGCCUCCGCCUGUCUCCAACGCCCCCUUCCCGCCGCCCCGGCCUCCCGGCGAGUCCGCCCAGCUGCAGGAGCGCCAGCCACCCACUGCCUCGAUCUGGGAGGAUUCGUCGCUCGCCCAAGGGCCCAACAUGGCAUCCAUGAAGGCCAGCAUCAUCAGCGAGCUGAGCUCUAAACUGCAGCAGAUGAGCGGAACGUCCUGGACUCGGUCAAGCGACACCCCUGGACCACCGACAGCCUCCAAGCCCGUGAUUCCAAGACACAGAUCACCCCUAAACUUGAAGAAAUAUAGAGAGCAGGUCUGCUCAAUCUCUCCUCACAGGACAAUCCUCUCAUCCCAGGGAACUAGGGGAUGGACCUUCGUUGCACUCCCUCUGGGGAUCGCUGAUGAUUCCGUGUUGGGAGCCAUGGCUCAGAAACUGCCGCUGAGCAGCACAUUCCAGAACUGGCCGAAAACCCCCCAGCACAGCCCAAAGCCCCCCAAGACUGUGGAGUUCGACAUUAAACCCACCAUGCGGAGAGCGCCCAGCCCCUCCAUGCCCCUCCAUGCCGCCGAGCACAGAGCCAACCCGGGCACCCCCCGGCCCUCCUCGCUGCCCAUCCUGCCCUCGGCGGCCGCGGUGCACCCGGCGCCCCCCGCGGGCUACGACGUGCACAGCGCCCCCACCUCGGCCGGCAACAGCUUCGCCAGCUUCCCGCCCGGCAGUCGGGCGCACUCGCCCACCACCAGCUUCCAGUCGCCCCCGCCUGUGCCCCCCGACAAGCCCUUCGCCGCCAAGCCGCUGGCCUUCUGGACCAAGUUCGACGUGGCCGACUGGCUAGAGUACCUGCACCUGGGCGAACACAAGGAGCACUUCCUGGAGAACGAGAUCGACGGGAGCCACCUCCCCUCGCUGCAGAAGGAGGACUACGUGGACCUGGGUGUGACGCGGGUGGGACACCGGAUGAACAUCGAGCGAGCCUUGAAACGGCUGCUCGAGAGGUGAUCGCAGAGUGCGUGGGGCUGCCUCCGAUAGUCCCCCCCCCCCCCAUCCUCCC
Carcharodon carcharias (great white shark) is the source of this 5518-nucleotide messenger RNA. RefSeq names its product SH3 and multiple ankyrin repeat domains protein 1-like. Gene Ontology annotation, molecular function: ionotropic glutamate receptor binding; synaptic receptor adaptor activity. The record is from RefSeq and is a predicted model, not a curated record. Gene Ontology annotation, cellular component: dendritic spine; postsynaptic membrane; postsynaptic density. Lineage: Eukaryota; Metazoa; Chordata; Chondrichthyes; Lamniformes; Lamnidae.